Poeciliopsis prolifica (blackstripe livebearer) is the source of this 902-nucleotide messenger RNA. RefSeq lists its product as uncharacterized. Bases 60 to 902 code for a protein of 280 amino acids. NCBI's taxonomy places the organism in Eukaryota, Metazoa, Chordata, Actinopteri, Cyprinodontiformes, Poeciliidae. The record is from RefSeq and is a predicted model, not a curated record. The transcript has 7 exons.
UUUAGGUUUGCUGAGCUUCCUUCCUCAUUUCACCUGUAACUGAAAGUCACUGAUCAACAAUGACUCGGGUGAACAGAGACAUGAAAGCUGUGAUUAAGCUGCAGUUGAUCCUGAUAGGAGUCUGUAGUGCUCCUGUGUCCUGUGUUCAGCUCGUCCCUCAGUGUUUAUCUCAGGGACAGAUGAAGGUGUCCUGCUUGUCUCAGGGCGGCAGUCCUCAAUACAGCUGGACUCUGGAUGGACGCCCACUGACAGACUCUGAGCUCUUCUCUGGAAAUACUGAGGCCAGCAUCAUCGUUCUGAGACAAAACAUCCUAGGACAUCUGAUCUGUUCAGUCAGGAGUCAAGUCAGUAACUCCUUCAAAGGGAUGAACUUAACUUACUGUGCGGUGACACCUUCCUGUGAUGGCAGAGAGAAUGAAGCUCAGUGUUUUGGAGCUUUGGGAGGAGCAGUAGACAUUCAGCUGAUGGACAACAUGAUCAAUGACCUGAGAAGGAAUGACAGCGGUGAAUAUAAACUUGAAAUGUUUGAUGGAGAUGGAAAAAUGACAGGAUGGAAAACUCUGCAUCUAUCUGUUAUUGCUCCUGUGUCCUCUGUUCAGCUCGUCCCUCAAUGUUUAUCUCAGGGACAGAGGAAUGUGUCCUGUGUGUCUCAAGGUGACAGUCCUCAAUACAGCUGGACUCUGGAUGGACACAAACUGACAGACUCUGAGCUCUUCUCUGGAAAUCUUGAGGUCAACAUCAUCAUUCUGAGACAUAACAUCUCAGGACAUCUGGUCUGUUCAGUCAGGAAUGAAGUCAGUAACUCCUUCAAAGGGAUGAACUUAACUUAUUGUGCGGUGAAAACUUCAUGUGAUGGCAGAAAGAAUGGAGCUCGUGUUUUGGAGUUUUGGGAGAAGCAAUAG